Messenger RNA from Diaporthe amygdali, 1287 nucleotides. RefSeq lists its product as uncharacterized. Lineage: Eukaryota; Fungi; Ascomycota; Sordariomycetes; Diaporthales; Diaporthaceae. The transcript is spliced from 3 exons. Gene Ontology annotation, molecular function: NADH dehydrogenase activity. The record is from RefSeq and is a predicted model, not a curated record. Bases 1 to 1287 code for a protein of 428 amino acids.
AUGCCGUACGUCGCUAAACAAGCUAAUAGGAAGAGAGUAAUCAUCGUGGGGUCCGGCUGGGCUGGGGCCACAUUGUCUACAGCCCUCGAUGAACGUAAAUUCAAGGUUACCGUAAUUUCACCCGAGGAGACAACUCCUUACACCCCUCUGUUAGCCAGUGCCGCCUGUGGGCUUUACGAUUUUAGUCUUGUCGAAGCACCUAUCCGCCAUCAAAACAAGGACAUCAGAUACAUCAAGGCCAGUGUUGACGAUGUGGAUUUUGACAAGAAAGUGUGCAAAUGCAAGCCCGCUUUUGACGAGCUUCCGAAGACAUCACCUGGGGAAUUUGAUCUGUCAUAUGACUACCUAAUCUUAGCACCUGGUUGCACGAACAACACCUUUGGCACCCCGGGUGUCAAGGAACAUGCCAUGUUUGUUCGUACUGCACGGGAUGCCAAAGCUAUUCAAGCUCAAAUUCGCGACUGUUUUGAGAGGGCCUCUAUUCCCGGCUUGACAGGCCAAGAAAUACGAGACAUAUUGCACUUUGUUAUUGUGGGCGCCGGUCCGACUGGUGUUGAAAUUUCCAGUGAACUAUCCGAUCUAUUCCACGAGGAUUUUGCACGCUUGUAUCCGCACAUAAAAAAGCACGUCCGUAUCUCAAUCCAUGAUGUUGCGCCAAAUGUUUUGGGCGGAUUCGACCAACAUCUGCAGGAGUAUGCCAUGAACAGUUUUGACAGGCGCGAUGUUGAGGUCCUCACCGAGAGCCAUAUUGAGAAGGUCGACGAUGGAGCGAUUUACACUCGAGAACUUGGAAGAAUCCCUUGCAACACGGUCAUAUGGGCUACGGGUAACGGAGCAACGUCUUUGGUGGAUCGCUUAAGAUGCCAAAAGUCAGAAAAGGGCCUUCCACGGUUGCUGACGGAUGAAUUCUUACGACUUAAGGGCGAAAAUAGAGAGCCUGUCCCUGACGUCUAUGCCCUCGGUGACGCGGCUGAUGUGGAUGGCGCCAGUCUGCCCACGACGGCCGAGGUCGCAUGCCAAAAGGCAAACUGGCUGGGAACUGCUUUGAACAAGGACUUCGAACAGGGCAAAGUGAGCCAUUUUCAAUACCGACAGGCUGCUGUUGUGGCCUAUCUGGGGCACAGUGAUGGCGUGAUCGCGGGGAAGAGUGAUUAUACCGGCGCUGAGGCUUGGGUUGCAUGGAGAAGUAAAAACUUCCUCUGGACGAGAACAUGGAGGCAAAGGGUAUUGGUAGUUGUGAGCUGGGUUCUCGAUCGACUGACGGGGAGGACUAUUGCUCCGAGGUAA